GUUUCCAGGCAGCGGUGUAUUUUUUGGUAUAAAUGAUUUGUGCAGUCUUAAAUUGAACCAGAUCCUUGAACUUUUUGUCUAACCUCUGGGCUUUGUGUCCCUCAGGACUCCCACAUUGCAUACACAAGAGCAUGCAACUAAAGGAGGUGCAGCAGGAGGUGGAGAUCCAGCAGCAUGUGAUCAUGUCUGUUCCCCCGGCAUCAAACUUUGCGUUAGAAUCGCAAGGUGAGUCAUCAUCAUCCGUCUCAUCAGGAUUUAUACACACGCUUCAUGGUGGAACUUGUUUGGAGUUCCAUUUCUAACUUUGCGUGUGUGUCUUUGAUUUGUGUGAAUGCAGGUGCCAGAGUUUUACGUCAUUUAUCUUCGGAUACAUAUUGGCCUCCAAGAUUUGGGUUAUGGGAUAAGAUAUACAGCUGGUGGUAUUCAUCCAAAACUCAGCGAAGAGUAAUCCAGGGACAGUCAUCAUUACUCCCUGGACAAUGCUGGCCCUUUUCAGGAUACCAAGGGCAUUUAUUUAUCUCGCUGUCCCACCCCGUCUCCAUCACUAGCGUGACACUCGGCCACAUAACAAAGAGCCAGUCCCCAUCUGAAAGCAUCGCCAGCGCACCGAGGAAAUUUUCAAUCUAUGGAAUGAGGACUGCUACUGAGGAAGGAAGAUAUUUGGGAACAGUGGUCUAUGAUCAAGACGGCACAGCAUUUCAGACCUUUGAGCUGCCUAAUCCAGACAAAGGAGUCUUCCGAUAUGUGAAGCUACAGAUUGACAGCAACUGGGGAAACAGAGACUACACCUGCCUGUACAGCUUCAGGGUUCACGGUAAGAUAGGUGAAGGUGAAGGUAAAUCAAUCACAAAACACCUGAAUUUUCCAGAUGUUUUGCCGUUGAUUUACCUUCCCUCCUAG
Molecule: messenger RNA, 900 nt
Organism: Etheostoma cragini (Arkansas darter)
Lineage: Eukaryota; Metazoa; Chordata; Actinopteri; Perciformes; Percidae
Product: SUN domain-containing protein 3-like
Exons: 4
Coding region: 271-900 (209 amino acids)
Biological process (GO): nuclear envelope organization
Cellular component (GO): meiotic nuclear membrane microtubule tethering complex; nuclear envelope
Molecular function (GO): protein-membrane adaptor activity
Source: RefSeq, a predicted model, not a curated record